AUGCCAUCGUCAACGGGAGUAUUUGUGCUAAUGAUCCUCACUCACCUGAGUUUGGGCCAGAUGCGAAGCGAGGAUCAGCUGUUGAUGGUGGGCCAGAACGGGGAUCUCGACAGCAGCAAUCCUGCAAUACACCACCAGCAACAUCAGCAACAGCAGCACCACAGCAAUCACAAUCUGAACAAUGGGAAUAUGAACAGCACAAUACUGAAUACCCUGAUGGGAAGCAAUGCUGGCCAGGUGGUAAACAGUUCACCGGGAGGCGGUUCGAUGAUCAAUCAGUUGGGCAGCAGUACAUCAAGUGUUCCCUCAGUGAUUGGCGGAGGAGGCGUGGGCUCCGUCGGAAGCCCAUGGCACUCGGGAAUGGGACUAGGAGUUCCGGGCAACGGCAUGGGACUACCAUCGUCCCACGGUCACGGCGGCAGUUUGGGAUCCCAUCCCCAUGGACACGCUUUGGCUGGACUGGCCAAGUUGGGAAUUAUAGUGCCCGGUAGCCAAGGAUUACCUGGAAAUCUGGGAUACGGCGGAACAAUGCUCACUGGAAGUGGACAAGGAGGAGGAGGAGGUGCGGGCGGAAUGGGCCUAGGAAUGGGCUCCGGCACUAAUAACAUGGAUAUGCAGCAAGGCCUUUACAAGUGA
Molecule: messenger RNA, 636 nt
Organism: Drosophila takahashii
Lineage: Eukaryota; Metazoa; Arthropoda; Insecta; Diptera; Drosophilidae
Source: RefSeq, a predicted model, not a curated record